AUGGAAAAUAGGAACAACGUCACAGAAUUUGUUCUUUUAGGUCUAUCCAGUGAUAGAAAUUUGCAGAUAUUCUUCGUUGGGCUGUUCCUCUCUUGUUACAUUGCAAUCCUCGUAGGGAAUCUCAUCAUCCUCAUCACUGUCAGAGGCAGUUCCCUCAUCAAUCAGCCCAUGUAUUUCUUCCUCUGCCACUUGUCCCUCAUGGAUGUCUGCUUCACUUCUACAGUGACUCCCAAACUGGUCAGAGAUUUGCUGUCAGAGAAGAAAACCAUCUCUUUCAGCCACUGCAUGAUACAGCUCUUCGCAGUGCACUUAUUUGGUGUGGUUGAGAUCUCCAUUCUCGUGGGGAUGGCCUAUGAUCGCUAUGUUGCCAUCUGCAAACCCUUACACUAUAUGGUCGUCAUGAACAAGCAGCGAUGUGUCACAGUGGUUGCAGUGUGCUGGGGAGUAGCAUUUCUCCAUGCCAUGAACGAGUGGCUCCUUGUCAUUUUUUUGCCCUUCUGUGGCCCUAAUAAGAUUGAUCACUACUUGUGCGAUAUUUACCCUCUCCUGAAACUGGCUUGCUCAGACACUUACAUGACUGGAUUUUUAGUACUCACCAGUUCAGGAACUAUUGUGUUAGUUACUUUUGCUGUCUUGGUCAUCUCUUACAUCACCAUUUUAGCCCAUCUGAGGAACCACUCUUUGGAAGGACGUCGCAAAGCCCUCUCCACCUGCGCUUCCCACAUCACCGUGGUGACAUUGUUUUUCUUGCCCUGCAUCUUCAUUUACCUUCGGCCAUCCCAGACCUUCCCAGAAGAUAAGGUGUUUACUCUGUUUUACACCAUCAUCGCCCCCAUGUUCAACCCCCUCAUCUACACGUUGAGGAACAGAGACAUGAAAACGGCCAUGAAAAAGGUGUGGUGUUGUCAGUUGAUGUUAAAAUUAAUUGAGACAAAAACUGGGAAAGUAGCUUUCAGAAUGAUGGAGCCAAUAGUCUGCAUAAUCAUGGAGUUUGAAAACUAUGAUGUAGAUAUCUUCAUCCUGGUGUGGAUGGCUUAUGAUCGUUUCAUGGCCAUCUGCAAGCCACUGCAAUGUAUGGUCAUCAUGAACCAGAGGGCGUGUAACGGCAUUCUCCUUCUCGCCUUUGUCGUGACAUUUGUGCAUUCGAUGGCUCAUCAGCUCAAAGCCCUGUCCACCAGCAGUUCAUAUAUCACUGUGGUGGUCUUAUUUCUUGGGCCCUGCAUCUUCAUCUAUGUACGUCCAGCCACCACUUUCGUGGCGGACAAAGUACUAGCUGUGUUUUACACUAUAAUUGUUCCCAUGUUCAACCUUCUCAUUUAUAUGCUGAGAAAUACAGAGAUGAAAAGUGCCAUCGAAAGAUGUGGUGCAAGAGGGUGUAUUCUGGGGAAAAAUAAAGUUUCCCUAAGAACAUGCUCCCCUCACAGUCAGCUCAAAGCCCUGUCCACCAGCGGUUCAUAUAUCACUGUGGUGGUCUUAUUUCUUGGGCCCUGCAUCUUCAUCUAUGUAUGUCCAGCCACCACUUUCGUGGCGGACAAAGGAGGGCAGGAGGAGGAAAGGCUACUGGGUAGGCACCCAAUCUGCUGCGUUCACGUGGAGUGGGCUGCUCGGCCCGGCAUGACAAAAACCGGAAUCAGGGGCGUCCAGAACAUCGAGGUGAAGAAGAGGAGACUCGUGAAGAGAGCUUGGGCCUGGAGUGAAGAGAUAAGUGAACGACAAACAUCAGCUCAGAAGGUUCAAACCUUUGCUCCCCUCUAA
This is a messenger RNA of Tachyglossus aculeatus (Australian echidna), 1755 nucleotides long. Its product is annotated as olfactory receptor 4P4-like. Gene Ontology annotation, biological process: G protein-coupled receptor signaling pathway. Gene Ontology annotation, cellular component: membrane. The coding region runs from base 1 to 1755 and encodes 584 amino acids. The transcript has 8 exons. Gene Ontology annotation, molecular function: G protein-coupled receptor activity; olfactory receptor activity. NCBI's taxonomy places the organism in Eukaryota, Metazoa, Chordata, Mammalia, Monotremata, Tachyglossidae. The record is from RefSeq and is a predicted model, not a curated record.